Messenger RNA from Melampsora larici-populina 98AG31, 549 nucleotides. RefSeq lists its product as uncharacterized. The coding region runs from base 1 to 549 and encodes 182 amino acids. The transcript has 3 exons. NCBI's taxonomy places the organism in Eukaryota, Fungi, Basidiomycota, Pucciniomycetes, Pucciniales, Melampsoraceae. The record is from RefSeq and is a predicted model, not a curated record.
AUGCCCCUGCCAAAGCAGGUGCAGGUGGAUCAUUCAGUGUUCACACCCCUCCUCACACUUGCGUCUCCUACCCCCAAACCCCUCUCUGAUUUUACACCUAUGUUGACCAAACACGUCUUACCCGCAAGAAGACGUGUGUGCACCCAGGAGGAGAAAUUCCAAGCAGCGACAGAUUGGCAUGAUGAGGUGGUCAGGAGUAGCAAGGGAAAAUUGGAUAAGUUAGACAUUGACUCACAAUUAUCCCCUUGUGAUGCUGACAGGGAGCCCCUAGAAGCCCAAUUUGCGCUGGGUGUCACUGGCAAUAACACUCCCAUCACUGGACCCGCCGGGCCCGCAGAGACCAGUGUGGAAGUCAAGGUUGAACCAGGAGACAAGGAUGACGUGAUGGAACCUUCAGACGACGAUGACCCAAUGGAACCUGUGUUGGAACCUUUACGAGAAAUUGUCAAGUUGGCAGAUACCUUACGCCAUAUGUGUUCAAAAUGUGCUCCAUGGGGAGAUUUUCUAUUGUUACCUUCUUAUGAAAGGGCACUGAUCAUGCCAACCUGA